Molecule: messenger RNA, 2064 nt
Organism: Manduca sexta (tobacco hornworm)
Lineage: Eukaryota; Metazoa; Arthropoda; Insecta; Lepidoptera; Sphingidae
Gene: mrn
Product: general transcription factor IIH subunit 4
Exons: 11
Coding region: 191-1636 (481 amino acids)
Biological process (GO): nucleotide-excision repair
Cellular component (GO): transcription factor TFIIH holo complex; transcription factor TFIIH core complex
Molecular function (GO): double-stranded DNA binding; ATPase activator activity
Source: RefSeq, a predicted model, not a curated record
UGUGAAUUUAAAAAUAAAAAUCACGAUAAAUUAUCUGUAAACUUUAGUGUCAUAAUCACAGUCUUGUGUACUGUCAAUUGUCAAUAAUAUGUUCGAUGUUUUGGUAUUUUAAAUAAAGGCUAAUUUAUAAAAUAACCUUGUAUUGUGUAGCUCACAUAAACCCUUAGCAAACAAAAACAAUUUUGAGACAAUGUCAGAGUCGUCGAAAUCAAAAUCGUCAUUGAAUUUAAACCCGUCGCCGACAUUACAAUGCAAAGACCUACAUGAAUAUCUAAAAAGUAGAACUCCACAAUUCCUAGAGACAUUAUACAAUUACCCCACAAUAUGUUUGGCUGUUUACAGGGAACUACCGGAGUUGGCGCGGCACUUCGUCAUUCGGCUACUGUUCGUUGAGCAGCCUGUGCCCCAGGCUGUAGUCACGUCUUGGGUGUCACAGACUUUUGCCAAGGAACAAUCCAAAGCAUGUGAGGCUCUAUCAGAGUUAUCAGUCUGGCAGGAAGCUCCAAUACCUGGUGGAAUGCCAGGGUGGAUGUUGGCACAGUCCUUCAAAAAGAAUUUAAAGGUUGCAUUGCUUGGUGGUGGUCGGCCAUGGAGCAUGUCGUCAUCUCUAGAACCCGACGGGAAGGCGCGAGACGUCGCGUUCCUGGACUCGUAUGCGCUGGAGCGUUGGGAGUGUGUGCUACACUACAUGGUGGGCAGUGCGCAGACCGAAGGUAUCAGUGCUGAUGCUGUGCGGAUACUACUACAUGCUGGACUGAUGACCAGGGAUGCUGAGGAUGGUUCGGCAGUGAUAACGCGAGCGGGUUUCCAGUUCCUACUACUUAGCACUGCCAAACAGGUGUGGUUGUUCCUUCAGCACUAUCUCCACACGGCUGAGAAGCGAAGUCUCAGUGCGGCCGAGUGCCUCGCGUUUCUGUAUCAACUUAGCUUUAGUACACUUGGCAAGGACUACAGCACAGAAGGCAUGAGCAACAAUAUGCUCGUAUUUCUGCAGCAUCUAAGAGAGUUUGGACUUGUUUAUCAAAGAAAACGUAAAGCUGGUCGUUUCUACCCCACGCGGUUGGCGCUGAACAUUGCGUGUGCGCACGACAGCGUCAUCCCUGCGCCGGUCCCCGCCGCCGGACAGCCGCAACAACAGGGAUACAUCAUAGUGGAGACAAACUACAGGGUGUAUGCGUACACGCAAACCAAUCUUCAGGUCGCAUUGCUUGGGUUGUUCACUGAGCUUUUGUACAGGUUCCCAAACUUGGUAGUGGGCGUGCUGACGCGAGAGUCGGUGCGACAGGCUCUGCGCGGCGGCAUCACGGCGCAGCAGAUCAUACGGUACUUAGAACAGCACUCGCAUAUGCAGAUGUUAAAAUCGGAGACGGGCGGGAUAAGGUCGUCGUCAGUGCUGCCCCCUACAGUUGUGGAUCAGAUCAAGUUGUGGGAGAGCGAGCGGAAUAGAUUUACUUAUACUGAAGGAGUCGUCUACAAUCAGUUCCUAUCUCAGGCGGACUUCGUGGUACUACGCGACUACGCCAAACAGCAAGGAGUAUUAACAUGGCAGAACGAACGUAGUCGUACUAUGGUGGUCACACGGGCGGGGCACGAUGACGUCAAGAAGUUCUGGAAGCGUUACUCUAAAACGUCAUAGUCGCACCGAUACGACUAGGCCUGGUAGUCCUAGUCGUUUGUGACUAGGUUAAGAAGUCUGAGUAGUCGCCAGCAGUUGAAUGUGACGUCAAAAAUGCACUAAACGGUUUCCUAAGAUACGACUAGCUUUGGAAGUAGUCGAAUCUUUGACUAGGUUAAGAAGUGUAUUUAUGCUGACAGUGAUCUCCAGGUUCCGACUAACAAUGCGUGUUGUAAGAUGAGACUAUAUUGACCAUUGACUAAUAAGGACCUUAUUGAUGCAACACUGCUGUACUAUUAGUUACUCUAAGCAGUGUACAAUAAGAAUCAAUUUACCUAAAAGCCGCUAUAGUGAAUCAUCGAGAAAGUACACUGCUUGUAUGAUAAUGUGUAUGAAUUUAGCGUAAAAAGUUCUCGUGUUCUGUAAAUAUACGUUUUAUAAGGUUUAAA